CAGGUUGGGAAGCCCCCCGUCCCGAAGCUUCUGGAGCGGCGGCCCCGGGUGGCCGGGGGCAUGCCCCGUUCCGAGGCGUGGUGCGCGGCCUCGGGGCCUCGGGAGAAGUUGGGGGGCCCGGGGCGGCCCCGGGGACGGGUGGCUCAGUGGUUGUGAGCAGGAUGCGGUGGCACGUGACUCUGGAGCGCAAAGCCUGACGCCCGAUCCCGGCCACCUGGGUGCUGGUUUCUCUGACACUUGGUCCCAGGCAGAUGCUUUACAGGAUGAAUGACAUGAACCUCAGCCCAGUGGGGAUGGAGCAGCUGACUUCAUCCUCUGUGAGCAAUGCCUUGCCAGUCUCUGGAAGUCACCUGGGCUUGGCUGCCUCACCUACUCACAAUACUAUCCCUGCCCCAGGCUUGCCAGUAGCAAUUCCAAACCUUGGUCCCUCUCUGAGUUCUCUGCCUUCUGCUUUGUCUCUGAUGCUCCCAAUGGGUAUUGGUGAUCGAGGGGUGAUGUGUGGAUUACCGGAAAGAAACUAUACCCUGCCUCCAUCACCUUACCCUCACCUGGAGAGCAGCUACUUCAGGACCAUUCUACCUGGCAUUUUAUCUUACUUGGCUGACCGACCUCCUCCUCAGUACAUCCACCCAAACUCUAUAAAUGUUGAUGGUAAUACAGCAUUAUCGAUCACCAAUAACCCUUCAGCACUAGAUCCAUAUCAGUCGAAUGGAAAUGUUGGAUUAGAACCAGGCAUUGUUUCAAUAGACUCUCGCUCUGUGAACACACAUGGUACCCAAAGUCUUCAUCCCAGUGAUGGUCACGAGGUGGCAUUGGACUCAACAAUCACUAUGGAGAACGUUUCUAGGGUAACCAGCCCGAUCUCCACAGAUGGAAUGGCAGAGGAGCUUACAAUGGAUGGUGUCACAGGCGAACAUUCCCAAAUCCCAAAUGACUCUAGAAGUCAUGAACCUCUUUCUGUAGAUUCUGUGAGCAACAAUCUUGCUGCAGACGCCGUAGGACAUGGUGGUGUGUUACCCAUUCACGGGAAUGGCCUGGAGCUCCCUGUGGUCAUGGAAACAGACCACAUUGCAAGUCGUGUCAACGGGAUAUCUGAUAAUACCCUCAGUGACUCUAUCCACACCGUGGCCAUGAGCACCAACUCUGUAAGCGUGGCACUCUCUACCUCACACAACCUCGCCUCCUUAGAAUCUGUUUCUCUCCAUGAAGUUGGCCUCAGCCUAGAACCUGUGGCAGUCUCCUCCAUCUCCCAGGAGGUUGCGAUGGGAACGGGUCAUGUAGAUGUAUCUUCAGACAGUCUGUCUUUUGUACCACCUUCACUGCAAAUGGAAGACUCCAAUUCAAACAAGGAAAAUAUGGCAACCUUGUUUACAAUUUGGUGCACUCUUUGUGACCGAGCCUAUCCCUCAGACUGCCCAGAUCACGGACCAGUGACUUUUGUCCCCGACGCUCCCAUAGAGAGCAGAGCACGGCUUUCUCUCCCAAAGCAGCUUGUUCUCCGCCAGUCGAUUGUGGGAGCUGAUGUCGGUGUCUGGACUGGAGAAACCAUUCCUGUACGUACUUGCUUUGGGCCUCUAAUUGGCCAGCAAAGUCACUCCAUGGAAGUAGCAGAUUGGACAGAUAAGGCAGUUAACCAUAUCUGGAAGAUAUAUCACAACGGGGUCCUGGAGUUCUGCAUCAUUACAACUGACGAAAAUGAAUGUAACUGGAUGAUGUUUGUGCGCAAAGCCAGGAACCGAGAAGAACAGAAUUUAGUGGCUUAUCCCCAUGAUGGAAAAAUCUACUUCUGCACUUCACAAGACAUUCCUCCUGAAAACGAACUGCUUUUCUAUUACAGUCGAGGUUAUGCUCAGCAGAUUGGUGUUCCUGAGCAUCCAGACGUGCAUCUCUGUAAUUGUGGCAAGGAGUGUAAUUCCUAUACCGAGUUCAAAGCACAUCUGACCAGCCAUAUUCAUAACCACCUUCCUAGCCAGGGCCACAGCGGCAGCCACGGACCAAGCCACAGCAAGGAAAGGAAGUGGAAAUGCUCGAUGUGCCCCCAAGCUUUUAUAUCUCCUUCCAAACUUCAUGUCCACUUCAUGGGUCACAUGGGCAUGAAACCCCACAAGUGUGAUUUCUGUAGUAAGGCUUUUAGUGACCCCAGUAACCUGCGGACCCACCUCAAGAUACAUACAGGUCAAAAGAACUACAGAUGCACCUUGUGUGAUAAGUCUUUCACCCAGAAGGCUCACCUGGAAUCCCACAUGGUCAUCCACACGGGCGAGAAGAACCUCAAAUGUGAUUACUGUGAUAAGUUGUUUAUGCGGAGACAGGACCUCAAGCAGCAUGUGCUCAUCCACACACAAGAACGCCAAAUCAAGUGCCCCAAGUGCAGUAAGCUGUUCUUGAGAACAAAUCACUUGAAGAAGCAUCUCAAUUCUCAUGAAGGAAAACGGGAUUAUGUCUGUGAAAAAUGUACAAAGGCCUAUCUAACCAAAUACCAUCUCACCCGCCACCUGAAAACCUGCAAAGGCCCCACGUCCAGUUCAUCGGCCCAGGAGGAGGAAGAGGAGGAUGAUUCCGAGGAGGAAGAGUUAGCAGAUCCAGUGGGAACGGAAGAGUGUCGGAUUAACAGUGCUGUGUUCUCAACAGAUGAGCCUCUGUCUGCACAUAAGUAAAAGAAAAAGCAAACUUUUGGAUGGAACAUGCAAAAGGGAAAAACAUAGUUAACCAGUUAUCCACUACAGUGGCUUUUGUAUUAAAUGGUUUCUGAUGUCCUUCCAGCCAGCAGUCAGAACUGACUGGGAAAAGAUAAAGGACUUGCCGACGUGUGGUAAUGGAAGCAUCCAGCAGUUAGG
Molecule: messenger RNA, 2837 nt
Organism: Elephantulus edwardii (Cape elephant shrew)
Lineage: Eukaryota; Metazoa; Chordata; Mammalia; Macroscelidea; Macroscelididae
Gene: PRDM4
Product: PR domain containing 4
Exons: 11
Coding region: 252-2657 (801 amino acids)
Biological process (GO): cell fate commitment; regulation of transcription by RNA polymerase II; transcription by RNA polymerase II
Cellular component (GO): cytoplasm; nucleus
Molecular function (GO): histone methyltransferase binding; DNA-binding transcription factor activity, RNA polymerase II-specific; RNA polymerase II cis-regulatory region sequence-specific DNA binding
Source: RefSeq, a predicted model, not a curated record